This is a messenger RNA of Musca vetustissima, 577 nucleotides long. It is a transcript of the gene mRpL30, whose product is annotated as large ribosomal subunit protein uL30m. Gene Ontology annotation, biological process: translation. Gene Ontology annotation, cellular component: large ribosomal subunit; mitochondrion. Gene Ontology annotation, molecular function: structural constituent of ribosome. The transcript is spliced from 2 exons. The record is from RefSeq and is a predicted model, not a curated record. Bases 28 to 576 code for a protein of 182 amino acids. Lineage: Eukaryota; Metazoa; Arthropoda; Insecta; Diptera; Muscidae.
AACAUUUUUUUGAUAUUAUAAAUUAAAAUGUUCUCCUUAAAGUGUUUGCUAAAUUCUGCCGAAAGUCAUUGCCUCCAGGCUAUGCGUCAUUAUGGCAAACACAACAAAAAAUUCCUCUACAAAGAUGGCCAGAAAUAUGGAAACAUUAUUUACUAUCCAAGAACCCCUGAUCAUCAAGAUCCCCCAAUUGAACCGGCAAAAUUGUUUCGUGUUCAGCGUAUUAAACCCGUCAAAGGUAAUCCCUACUGGGAGAAACGUCUCUUAAAGGAAUUGGGUUUGGAUGGCAAACAAGGUGAUUUUACCGUUGUGAAAAAUAUUCCCGAAAACAAUGCACGCCUCUGGAAGAUAAAGCAUUUGAUCAAGGUGACACCAGUCACAUUCCCUCAUGGUGAACCCACAGAAAAUGAUAUCAAACACACUGUACUCAAGGAGAAUGGUGAAUGUAUAGUGACCAAAGAAAUUGGUCCCGUUGAAGACAGAAUACAAGCAUUGGAAACAUUCGAAAGUGAUCCCAAACGUUUGGAUACGGAUUUAUUGAAAAAAGAUGCACGUUUGAAAUGGCAAAAUCCAUGGUAGA